AUGUCUGGAACGUCGACGCGCUCCGCUCAACCUGCUAUUCCUUGCAAGAGGGAUUUCGACGAGGCCAGGGCAUCAUGGGCAGACUGGCCAAGUAACGCACAGCAAAUGCGCCAACCAUCACCACCACCGCUACCACCACCACCACGCAACCUUUUCGACUGCCCCCAGGAGAUCCGUGAUUUCGUCUACAGCCACUGCAAAGACGAGACCCGCCCACACACCAAAGCCAUCAAACGCGAAUACCGGGGUACUACAAUAGCUGUCAUUCACAACGCGCCCUGGCUCAACCUUACCAAAUGCAAAGAAAGGCUGGCUGAAGAGUACAAGAAAUCAUUCUGGACAACAACAACCCUCGUACUAAUUGACUUCUUCGACGCGAACAACGGCUUAACAGCACCUCCAUUGCAUCCUCACCUCGCCCAAAAUCUGACCCGAAUCGAUACCAUUCUCCUCGCAGUGUGCGAAGUCUGCGAGCGCAUACCUGGCCAUCCGCUGUCGUGUCAAGUCUGGGACGAGCUCAAGAAUCAUAACGCCUGGCUCAAAGAACUCGCAGCAAAGACUCCGAAUCUCAAGAACUUCACCGUCAAGCUCUUCGUACAAUGGCCGCAGGAGCAACCAUCAGCAACCCACCGAUAUCCGCAGUCACCGCAUCCGUUCGAGCUGGACAAGUGCCUGGUGAGAAUGCUAGAACUACCGGCUUUGAAGACUUUGGAAGUGCAUCGUCAUCGUAACAUGUCGGCACAAGAGCAUGGGCUGGAUGCGAGGAGGCCAGAUGCGGAGGUCUUCGAUCUGUAUCUUAAGGUCGACAAGAUAUACCGUGGCUGGCACUUCAUGGAAGAGGGCAGUGAGGAACAUCGCCGGAUGGAGAGAUUGUGGUGGUGGGAGAGACAGCAGAAGGGGUUGGUGACGUGGAAGGAUGAGAAAGUUGUAGUGCCUAGUGUUGUUGGUGGGUGA
Molecule: messenger RNA, 954 nt
Organism: Fulvia fulva
Lineage: Eukaryota; Fungi; Ascomycota; Dothideomycetes; Mycosphaerellales; Mycosphaerellaceae
Exons: 1
Coding region: 1-954 (317 amino acids)
Molecular function (GO): protein binding
Source: RefSeq, a predicted model, not a curated record